AAGAGCACCAGCACAACAGUCAACAAAGGCAUAUCAGGAGAUUUGUGGCUCCAAGUGGGGUAACGAAGCGGCGUAUCUGGUCCGGAAAGAUCGGGUGCCGGUCAUAUGAACUCCGCCUAAGGCAUCGUCUGAAGAGCAGUGGUGGAGUUUUGGGGCCGACCGAAGUAGUCCCACCGACUCGUCAACUUUCUCCUCAACUGUAUAUAUUUGCCUUUCUACCCUCCUUCGCCCUUUUUCUUUUCCACUACCGCACUUAAGAGCACUUCCACACUACCAUCGACAAACAACAACCAACAGCCACAAAUCUACAACUUGAACACUCGGACACAAUGUUGUCCAUUUCCACCAUCUUCGCCGGUUUUCUGGCCCUGAUCAGCGCUGUUCAUACCGCUCCCACCUCCCUCGAUGAACAGCCGGGCUCCGUCUCGGGCUACGGCAUAGUCCCGAUCUCCUGGGACCUUCCCGUCAACCUCGACGACCCCACUGGUGCCACCGUUACAGUGACCGGCACUAUUCAGGAGGCCAUCGCCCAGAUGGACGCCAGCUACCCCGGCUGGAACGCCACCUUCCAGGCCCGGGUGACUCCUCCCUCAGGCGAUAGUGCCAGCUUGGACUCCACGGCCAACCUUGACGACCCGGACGACAUCAACUGUAACGUGGACUACAAGUACGCAGGCAAGGUUACCAUCGUGUGGGGUAUCAACUACCUGCGUAGUAUCACUGGCAAGCCGAAGAACGGCCCAGGCCCAAACAAUUGCGGGCGUGUUAGCUGUUCUUGGAACUCGGCCAUCUAUUGGUGCAAUGAUGAUACCGUUGAGAAGGAGCUCACCUGGAAUGAUAUCGCUGAUGGCGCAUCAGCUGUAAACGAAGCGUGUAAGACUAACCGGGGUCACGAUUCCAAGGGGCGCGGCAGCUACGAUGACCAUUGGAAUGUUCUUGUUCGUGGGGAUGUCUGUUGAUUACAGCUCGUUAUCCACGACAUAGGUACUAGGGAUACCGGAGUGUUCCUGGGACUUGGCAACAGGAGUUGACCUCGCUAGUCUCUGACCAAAUAGACUGGUCUUUGAGUUUUAAUAGUCACGGAUUUGACGGUGAAAUGUUGAAUAAUUGUACCUAAGUGAGCCCUCC
Podospora bellae-mahoneyi is the source of this 1128-nucleotide messenger RNA. RefSeq lists its product as uncharacterized. Bases 330 to 959 code for a protein of 209 amino acids. The transcript is spliced from 3 exons. NCBI's taxonomy places the organism in Eukaryota, Fungi, Ascomycota, Sordariomycetes, Sordariales, Podosporaceae. The record is from RefSeq and is a predicted model, not a curated record.